Plasmodium malariae is the source of this 1680-nucleotide messenger RNA. RefSeq names its product phosphatase, putative. The coding region runs from base 1 to 1680 and encodes 559 amino acids. The transcript has 3 exons. The record is from RefSeq and is a predicted model, not a curated record. Gene Ontology annotation, biological process: DNA repair. NCBI's taxonomy places the organism in Eukaryota, Apicomplexa, Aconoidasida, Haemosporida, Plasmodiidae. Gene Ontology annotation, molecular function: polynucleotide 3'-phosphatase activity; ATP-dependent polydeoxyribonucleotide 5'-hydroxyl-kinase activity; double-stranded DNA binding.
AUGCUUGGACGAACGACCUUGCUUCCCCCUUUGAGAUUUAAAAGAUCUAUUUGUGUAAAAUAUUUAAAAUUAUUAUUUUAUUUAAAAAAGCAUAGAUUUGAAAAAAAAUGGAAUAGGUAUUACUGCUGCUUAUUUCAAACAGCAGAAAAAGAGAUAACAACUACAUUGAAGAAGGUAGUACAUAAAACUCUUUCGAAAGAUAUAUUGUCCAUUAAGAACAAGAAGGGACAAUUUGAAAAUUUUGUAUCUCUUUUAUUAACUAAGCCCGUGAAAAUUGCUUCGUUCGAUUUUGACGGUACCCUUAUUAAUACUGUUCAAAGUAAACAUGUAAAUAAUUUGGUUUACAACGAGAGGGUGUUAACAGCUCUUGUUAAAUUAUCAGAAAAAGGAAAAGAAACAGAAAAGAAAUACAAAUUUGUCAUUUUUUCCAAUCAAACGAAUGUAUCAUCAUGUGCUCACAAUUAUGACAAUAUAAAAUACCACAAAUUGCCAAUUUUUUUUUCAAAAAUUCAGGGUUUCAAAAAUGCAUUAUCUUAUUUCCACUCACUGUUUAGUUCAGAGGAAAAACAAAAACAAAAGCAUCAGCGAAAGGAGGAUAAAGGCGAAACGGAAGAAAAAAAAAAAAAAAAGGCUACUUCACUCUUGCGCUAUCCAUACAAUAUAACAGAAGAAGGGACGAAUCAAUUUUACUGUUUUAUCUUACGCUUGAUGGAAAAAAUUAUAGAAGAGAAAAACUCUGUUUAUUUGUGUAGACGCUUUUACGCUCGUUUUUCAAGGGGUUUUCUGCUUACUCGGCCACGAGGUCCCCCUCCACAAGCCAAGGAAAAAGAAGCGAACGAGGUAAACGCGGAAGAUGUGACAAAUGUAAUAAAUGCAGCAAACGAGGAAACGGCUCUAAACGUGUGGAUGGCCACAAAACGACCUGCACAGUGCAGGCGGAAAAUGCAAAAUUCAGAAUUUCUGAAUUACUUCUUUUCCAUCGGGAAAUGUGAAAUAAGGGAAAUAGACAUUUAUGCAAAACCGAAUGAUGGCCAGUAUUCAUUGUACAUAUGUUUGGAAGCAAUUAAGUACUUGAUAAUUUUAAAUUGUUAUUUUAAAUAUUCGUGCAAAUUAGGAAUAGAAGAAAUAAAUGGAAUAGAAAAUAAGGAAUUGCAAAAUUUCUUUCUCCUAGGCAAUGACAUAUUUGGCAUAAACGAAAUACGUGAGUUAACUAAAAACUUGAAAAGACGUUAUUUUGAUAUCAACAAAAUAAGUUUAAGAAUAUUAGACACAUAUACAAAUUUCUUGUUGAAAAGAACUAAAGCGUAUAGUAAUCUGAGAGAGACAAACUAUGAUAAUUCCAACUCUUCUUCAGUAAUUAAUUUUUUUUUUAAUGAUCAAAUGGGCGAUGAUGGUGGUGUUUCUUUUGCACCCUCCAUCGAGGAAAAACAGUUGCUUGCUUUAUUAAAUGAAGAGAAAUUUAUACAAAAUAUAAUUCCAUGUUUAAUAUGCAAGAAUAAAAUAAUGAAAAGACUGGCAAUGCAUUUUGCCGGUUUGCUGUUUAAUUUUGAGGAUAGCUUUUACAUAGGAAACAAUGUUGGUCGUCCGUACGACAAGUCCGAUGUGGAUUUAAAGUUUGCACAAAGAAUUGGUAUUAAAAACUACGAUGAUACUUGGUUCCAAAAUUUUGAAAAUUUAUGA